AUGUACAUAUCUGCCUUGGACGACUCUGGUAAUAUGGAUGACCCGGAAGAGGUGACUACAUAUAUCAAUGGAGAUUCAAAAGUCGACGAGCUUCCUGCAUCAGACGACAAAUCAUAUUCCAGUACUGGUUUUACCAUUAAAUAUCCCUCAUCAAAGUGUUCUACUCACAGUCAUUUAUGUCUUAAGAUUGUAAAGAAUGGAGUAUAUACUGAUAAUGAUCCAACAAAUGACUUUGUAUGUUUACCAUUCAUUAAAGGAGUAUCUACAGCGGCUGUAGGAUUGACCAACUGCCAAUCAGACGUUAUUCCAACAUCUAUUAGUGUAUCUGACCCAAAUCCGACAAAUUUCAGCUCAAAUGAACCUGUCAACGCUACAUUCAUUAUAGUUCUGCAAAAUGCUGGUGGAACGAAAGUGCCUGGAUCAACACCAACCUCGGAUAACAUCGCAUUUUCUUCGAUCUUUAUUGCAAAUGCAGCGAGUGAGUCUGCAUCAAUAAAGAGCGACCUCACCGACUCGUUAGUGUACACAUGGUAUGACGUCAGUCGUAGUAUAGAUGAAUGGGGAGAAGUGACGUAUGAUAAUUUGAAAGUGACAAUAGCCAUCCCGGAAGUGAAUUGUAAGGAAUAUCAGUAUUUGUGUAUUCGAUUUGUAAAGG
Messenger RNA from Saccoglossus kowalevskii, 655 nucleotides. RefSeq lists its product as uncharacterized. The record is from RefSeq and is a predicted model, not a curated record. Lineage: Eukaryota; Metazoa; Hemichordata; Enteropneusta; Harrimaniidae.